Molecule: messenger RNA, 1363 nt
Organism: Monopterus albus (swamp eel)
Lineage: Eukaryota; Metazoa; Chordata; Actinopteri; Synbranchiformes; Synbranchidae
Gene: tmem43
Product: transmembrane protein 43
Exons: 10
Coding region: 134-1222 (362 amino acids)
Biological process (GO): lipid metabolic process; nuclear membrane organization
Cellular component (GO): nuclear inner membrane
Source: RefSeq, a predicted model, not a curated record
GGAAGAAGAAUAGGAAUCAUAAUAAUAAGAAGAAGACGAACAAGAACUUGAAGUUGGUGUCAUCUUCCUAGUUAGUCAUCAGUGACCUGGCUAAAUUUUAUCACUGUGUGACUAAGCUGAAAGAUUUAAAGAAAUGUCUUCAGCAAAUGCGUUUUCAGGUACAGACCCAGAUCAACACAAGCGUGUAUCUUCCAAGUCUAAUCCUGGAUUCCUGGAGCGACUGAGUGAAACUGUUGGAGGAACACUUGUUGGUGUCGGACUGUUUUUCCUCUCAGUUUAUGUUCUGUUCACCAAUGAGGGGCGAGCUCUGAAAACAGCAUCUAUCCUGGAUGAAGGCCUGUCUCUUGUUGUCUCGUUGGGGCUUUACCCCAGCCUCGACCUGCAGAACAACAACCGUUUAGUUCACCUGUCUGCACAGCUGCGCACUUCACAGCCCCUGCAUGACCCCAGCUACGGAGUGGUGGUGCAGGCAGUGAAGCUGAAGAGGGAGGUGGAGAUGUAUCAGUGGGUGGAGCACCAGGAGAGCAAAGACUACCAAGAGAACGGUGAAACCAAAACUGAGACGACGUACACUUACAACACGGAAUGGAAAUUGGAGCUCGUCAACAGUCGUAAUUUUGAUAAAGAAAUCGGUCAUCAGAACCCAAGUGCAAUGGCAGUUCAGAGUGUGACAGUAGUAUUUCCUGAAGUCAGAGCUGGGCCUUUCAUCCUGUCUAAAGGUAUCUGUCUAAACAAUGACAUAAACACACAACCUAUUAUAGAGCCUCUGUUUGUCAAUGUUCACAUUCAUUCAUUUCAGGUCAGUAUUGUGGCCAUGCAGAGGGGGGAGCAGCUGAUGCCUUUUAAAACCAAAUCAGGAGACACACUGGAGAUCCUGUACCUGGAGGAGCUCUCUGCAGAGGAGGUUUUUGCGAGGGAACACCAACACAACAACAUGAAGACAUGGGGACUCAGGGCUGCAGGCUGGGCCCUCAUGUUCCUUAGUAUACAGCUGAUGACGCGGAUCAUCUACACACUGGUGGAUUGGGUUCCUAUUCUGCGACAGCUGGUGUCAGUGGGGCUGAAGAUCUUCGCUUUGUGCGUCUCCUGCUCUCUGUCUCUUCUCACCAUUGGAAUAGGUUGGCUAUUUUAUCGACCGUUAGUGGCAGCGGGUCUGGGAGCACUGGCUCUGCUUCCAUGGUUUCUCACCCGUCCGGGACUUCUAGCCAAGAAAAAGGAGUGACUAGUAAACUGAUGACUAUCACGACAGUUUCUGAUGGCAGGACACUGCAGCUGGCUGUUGCACAGAAAGGGUCAGACUGGACAGGACUUUCUCUCUUGGGUUAAACAGACAUUCUUUGAUAAUAAAUGUUUUCCUGUUAAA